CUUCAACUUCGGCCAUCUUCAAACAUUCGCGACAGUUGGAAGACAUUUGACCACCGUCAUCGUAAGUCGCCAACUACCUUCACACACACAAGGGAAUCACUAACAAUCUUCACAGAUGGGUCGUCUUCAGGAAUAUGAGGUCAUUGGCCGCCAUCUGCCCACCGAGGCCAACCCUACCCCCGCCAUGUACCGCAUGACCAUCUUCGCUCCCAACGAGACGGUCGCCAAGUCCCGUUACUGGUACUUCUUGCGUGGUCUCCGAAAGGUCAAGAAGGCCACCGGUGAGAUCGUUAGCGUCAAGGCUAUCCACGAGAAGCACCCCCAGAAGGUCAAGAACUUCGGUAUCUGGCUCCGAUACGACUCCCGCUCGGGUACGCACAACAUGUACAAGGAGUACCGUGAGCUGUCCCGAGUCGACGCCGUCGAGUCCCUCUACUCCGACAUGGCUGCCCGCCACCGUGCCCGCUUCAGGUCCAUCCACGUCCUCCGCGUUGCUGAGAUCGAGAAGACCGAGGACAUCAAGCGACCCUACAUCCGCCAGCUCAUCACCAAGAACCUGAGCUUCCCUCUUCCCCACCGUAUCGCUAAGGAGAGCGCCAAGAAGGUGUUCAGCGCUAAGCGACCUUCCACUUUCGCUUAGAAUGUUUUCGAUUUCGAGGACGGUUGGGAGGCUCUGCGGGUGUUACUACGGAUCAUGGAAAUAUCAACUGCAUUUGCUCGAUAAAACGAGCAACGA
Messenger RNA from Ilyonectria robusta, 736 nucleotides. Its product is annotated as 60S ribosomal protein L20. The transcript is spliced from 4 exons. Gene Ontology annotation, cellular component: ribosome; cytosolic large ribosomal subunit. Gene Ontology annotation, molecular function: structural constituent of ribosome. Gene Ontology annotation, biological process: translation. Lineage: Eukaryota; Fungi; Ascomycota; Sordariomycetes; Hypocreales; Nectriaceae. Bases 116 to 640 code for a protein of 174 amino acids. The record is from RefSeq and is a predicted model, not a curated record.